Molecule: messenger RNA, 4061 nt
Organism: Dioscorea cayenensis subsp. rotundata (Guinea yam)
Lineage: Eukaryota; Viridiplantae; Streptophyta; Magnoliopsida; Dioscoreales; Dioscoreaceae
Exons: 11
Coding region: 16-3594 (1192 amino acids)
Biological process (GO): signal transduction; protein phosphorylation
Cellular component (GO): cytoplasm
Molecular function (GO): protein binding; ATP binding; protein kinase activity
Source: RefSeq, a predicted model, not a curated record
UUUCUUUAUGAUGGGAUGCAUGGCGGCUCCGAUGGUCCACUUCCCCAUCGUCCUCGUGAUCCGGCUACUCGGCGUCGCCGCCGCUGCCAUGGUGCUCACCUGGGCUCUUCAUUUCCGCGGGGGCAUGUCCCUCUCCUCCGAGAACAAGGAUCACAUCUUCAAUGUAAAACCUCUCUCUCUCUCUCUCUCUCUCUCUCUCUCGGGGAGCGAUGGUUGAUGCCCAGCAUAAUUCCCAAAUCCCCUCCUUUUUCUCUCCCAAAUCCUCUGAGGAAAUCGAACCCUAGAGAGUCAUCAGUUUGGCUUCAGAAUCAUUUUGAGGUGGGUUUCUCUGGCGAGAUGGAAUCAUCCGUGGCCUCCGCUCCGGCCUCCUCUUCCGACGAGCCUCCGCGCGUCAAGUUCCUUUGCAGCUUCGGCGGGGGAGUCCUACCCCGCCCGCUCGACGGCCGGCUCAGAUACGUCGGCGGCGAGACACGCAUUGUUAGCGUCCCUCGUGAUGUCUCCUACGACGAGCUUAUGGCCCGGAUGCGCGAGCUAUUUGAGGGCGUCUCGGUGAUCAAGUACCAGCAGCCGGAUGAGGACCUCGACGCACUCGUCUCCGUUGUCAACGAUGACGAUGUGAUGAAUAUGAUGGAGGAGUACGACAAGCUCGGCGCCGCCGGAGAUGGCUUCACCCGGCUGAGGAUCUUCUUGUUCUCUCACCAGCACUCGGAUCUCGAUGUAGCUGGAGUGGUCGGCUCCCCAUUUGAUUCCAACGAGCGAGAGUCUGAGAGGAGGUAUGUUGACGCUCUCAAUAGCCUGAAUGACACUAUGCCACAGCCUGGGAACGAUGUCUCGGAGCAGCUCUUCAUUGAUUCUGGUCUCCAUGAUCACUUGCACCAUCUGAAAAUCCCUCAUCCAUCGCAUGGGCAGAGGUAUGGUGAUAUUGAAGGCUCUUGGAGCCCUGCAUACUACUCUCCUGGGCCGCAUACUCCGUCAUCGCCCUCAUCAGCACGAUACCACAUCACUCCUGGUGAGCUAAGUGACAGAAUUGCAGAAGAGUAUGCUAGGCAUUCACCUGGUUUUCAACAACCACCUUUGGAUCACCAAUCUCCUCAUUUUCUUGAGAAUGUUGUCUGGCUUCCGCCUGGUGCUAUAGUCCAGGAGAAGGCUGGAUUUCCUUCUAAUUUGGGUAAUUCUCACAAUGCCAUGGAAGGAAACAGUAUCUGUAAUAAUUGCAGGAUGGUGUUCCAGAGGGGGCAGUCUCCUGUAUCGGAUCCCCGAUAUCUUGACCCUCGUUGGAAGCAUGGGCAGCCGCAAGUGGAGCAGCCGGGCAAUGCCAAUGAGUAUGUGUCUCAGUUUCCUAAUUCGUGUGGAGAGUGUUACCCAAACAAGGAGGCCUAUAUGUUGGGCCAAGAUUUGAUUUUGGACCAUGGUGUUUAUGUGAAAGAGCAGGGUGAGCAGCGAGCAUUCUAUAACGAAUCUCACAAUCAUGAUAGAAGCCGGGUUGUACACCACCAUCAAAUGAAUCAAAGGCUUGAGGAUCCAAGGUCACAUCUUUCUGGAACUGGUAGGGUGAAUGAGUUUGUGGUUGAUGGUAAUGGUUUGAAUCCUCAUCCUAUUCUUCAUGGUGGUUUUUAUGAUGGCCAUCCAUUACCACCCUCUAACUGCAUCAACCAUGAUGAUACUCGUCUCCCUCGACCUGGCAUUGACUUGUCAAAUGAAGUUUUCCUUGAUCAGCAUUCUGUGGGCAGUGCCCCUCAUGCACAUAUUCUCAGCCCUGAAGAUCCCGGAGCCCGAUUUGGAAAUCAUCCUGCAUAUGGCACAGAAAAUCUUUACCAAGGGCAGCAAAAUUUGGCUCCUAUCCAGCCUUUACGGAGACAAAUGCAGGUCCCAGUUCGUCCAGGUUAUGAAUCACCUAUUUUCGUGAUGCCAAAUGGUGUGAGUCCUAGAUUCUCUCAUGUAGGGGUGGAUGAUUCAUUUCAGAACCCGUGGACCAUUCAAAAUGGUGGCACAUCACAGAGGAUAUUUGGCUUUGAUGGACCCCCACCACCAGAAUAUAUGUAUGAUCAAGUUCCUAAGAUGAAUGCAAACAUCAGUACUGUUCAUGACAGCCGGCUUUCAUUCAGUCCUGAUUCCGCACAUUGUCUGCCUGGUAUUAUGCCUGUUGAAGUCCCAACCGAGACACUGCCUUUGACACCCCCACAAUCAUGUUUGGCUGAUGAAAAACUAGUUGAUGCUAGUUCUCAGCUCAAUCAUCUCAAAAUUGAAGAUGAUGCAAAACCAUCUAUUAGAGCUGCGGAGGAUAAGAUUUUGCCUUGUGUAGCAUCUGGACAAAAACAUUUGGAUGUUGGAAAGGAAGCAGAUGUAUGCUUGAAUGCUGGUCCCAAGAAAGUGGAUGAUACAGAUUCUGGUUCACAUGAACAGAAGCCAAUUGGUGAGGAAGGCUAUAUUGCCAAACAUUCUGAAUCUGAUGGUACUGUUGCUCAUGGGCAGGCUGAGGUAUCAGAGGAAUGCUUGAGUUUCUUACCUGAUUUAAUGGCUUCUGUAAAGAAGGCAAUGCUGGAAGAAGCAGAGGAGGUAAAGGCAAGAGCUCAAGAAGAUUCAGAUCACAAUGUCUCAUCUCUUCCUGACCAGAAGGAGUCAUCUUUGCUUGAGUUGGAGCCUGGGAAGGGCAAUGAAGACUUGGACAUUGAUUCAGAGGAUGAUGAUCCCAAAGUUUCCAAGAUUGAGCCUACAACUGCAGAGGCUGAAGCUUUGGCUAAAGGAUUGCAGACAAUAAAAAAUGACGACCUUGAAGAAAUUCGGGAGCUUGGUUCAGGUACAUAUGGUUCUGUUUAUCAUGGUAAGUGGAAAGGUUCCGAUGUCGCAAUAAAGCGUAUUAAAGCUAGCUGCUUUGCUGGGAAGCCAUCUGAGAGAGAACGCCUGAUUGCUGAUUUUUGGAGAGAAGCUUUAAUCUUGAGCUCAUUGCAUCAUCCCAACGUUGUUUCUUUCUAUGGUGUGGUUCGCGAUGGCCCUGAUGGAAGUGUAGCAACUGUCACAGAGUUCAUGGUCAAUGGGUCACUCAAACAGUUUCUGAAGAAAAAAGACAGAACAAUUGAUCGCCGCAAAAGACUCAUUAUAGCUAUGGAUUCGGCAUUUGGGAUGGAAUACUUGCAUGGAAAGAAUAUAGUUCAUUUUGACCUGAAGUGUGAGAAUUUAUUAGUUAACAUGCGAGAUCCUCAGCGACCUAUCUGCAAGAUUGGUGACCUGGGUCUAUCAAAGGUAAAGCAGCAUACCCUAGUAUCAGGAGGUGUUCGUGGAACUUUACCUUGGAUGGCACCUGAACUUUUAAGCGGGAAAAGUAAUAUGGUAUCUGAAAAGAUUGACGUAUAUUCAUUUGGCAUAGUCAUGUGGGAGCUGCUUACUGGGGAGGAGCCCUAUGCUGAUAUGCAUUGUGCUUCCAUAAUCGGAGGUAUUGUUAACAACACAUUACGCCCUCAAAUUCCAACUUGGUGUGAUCCUGAAUGGAGAUCAUUAAUGGAAAGUUGUUGGUCAGCUGAUCCUGCGGAAAGGCCUUCAUUCACUGAAAUUUCUCAGAGGUUGAGGAAAAUGUCUGCAGCAAUAAAUCUCAAGUAGAGUGGUUGUUCUACACCCGCAUACUACUACCUUCUCAAGGAAACUUACUUGAGAUAAUGCAAUAUAGAAGCGUAGAUGGUGCAGAUUUGGUGGUGCUGUUUCAUUUUAAAAAACAACAGUUUUCUGCUCAAGCUUGCCAUCUUUAUUCCUAUCUAUAGACCUUUUAAAUGCUGCUAUACAUGAUAUAUUAAUCAUGUGCUACAAGUAUUCAUCAUGUUAGAUUGUACAGUGGUACAUUUUGCUGCAUCAUCGACGGGCAUCAAAUGAGCACACCCUAGAUGGAGAUCCUGGAUUGAUGUUAAUCCUCAAAAGAGACCAGGGAUUUGUUAUGGCCUGUAUUUACAGGGUGUAUGCCAUGAUGUAAAUAAGUGUCAGUGGUACUCUUAUAAAUUUUCCUUAUUAUAAUGAGGAUGAAACCUUUGGACACAAUUUUGUUAUAAUUUUGCCAUGAAAAUUGUAUUCUUGAA